Messenger RNA from Exophiala spinifera, 1386 nucleotides. RefSeq lists its product as uncharacterized. The transcript is spliced from 2 exons. NCBI's taxonomy places the organism in Eukaryota, Fungi, Ascomycota, Eurotiomycetes, Chaetothyriales, Herpotrichiellaceae. The record is from RefSeq and is a predicted model, not a curated record. Gene Ontology annotation, molecular function: NAD binding; NADP binding; oxidoreductase activity. The coding region runs from base 1 to 1386 and encodes 461 amino acids.
AUGGCCAUCACUCCCUCCACGAAUGCCUAUCCUAAGGUGGCCUUCAUCGGGCUCGGAGCCAUGGGCUUCGCCAUGUCGACACAUCUCGUGCGAACAGGAUUCCCAGUGGUAGGGUACGACAUAUACGGCCCGACCUUGGAUCGAUGGCAAUCGACGUGUAACGAGAUACCCGGUUCCAAAGCAACCACCGCUAAGUCCCCGGCCGAAGCAGUCCGGGGCGUCUCAGUGGUGUGUCUAAUGGUUGCAAAUCACCACCAUGUCCACUCCGCGCUAUUUGAUGAGAAAGUCGGAGCUGUCCAUGCCCUGCCUAAGGACUGUACUGUUAUAAUUCAUGCCACGAUCCCGCCAACGGAGCCAUCAUCCGUCCGCGUGAGACUUACCGAGGACUUCCAGCGUGCUGACGUAAAGUUGAUUGAUGCGCCAGUGUCUGGUGGAGCGGCACGAUCCAUUAAUGGCACGUUGACAAUAAUGGCGGCCUCUGACAGUCCCAAGAACAUCGAGCAAGCUGACGCAAGGGCUGUUCUCGAUAACGUGGCCAGCAAGGGCAAGACGCUAUUCAUCAUUCCUGGCUCUCUGGGUGCUGGCCAAUCUGCCAAAGCGCUCAACCAAGUUCAGGCAGGCAUCCAUAUUCCCUCCGCAUCGGAGAUCAUGGGCUUGGCCGCCAUCCACGGUGUCGACACGCAAAAGUUCUACGACUACAUCGUCUCGAAAGACACGUCAGGCAAAAAUCCGGUGGGCUGGAGCUGGAUGCUGGACAACCGCGGACCCAGAAUGCUAAGUUCGACCCCGCCCAUGGCAUCUGCAACCCUUAUUAUCAACAAGGAUGUUGGUAUCAUCCGGGACGAAGAGAGUAGGCUCAACGUCGAGUUACCGCUCUUGAAUUGUUCGAGUGACGUUCUCAAAGACGUUAUGCAGACCCAUGCUACGGCAGACGACAGCUGCAUCGUACAAUAUUAUCUUGGCUUCGGAUCUGACAGGGAGAACCUGGUCGUUGAAUUGGCCGGCAAGCCUACCGUCUCGGCCAGCGAGCAAGACAUCCUGAUCCAGGACUUGGCUACUGCACAUGGAAUUAUCCAUCUCGUUUCCGCGUUCGAGACAAUCAGCUUUGCACAAGCUCUCGAUCUCAUGCGCCCGGAGCAACGAAAACAAUGGUUCACCUUGAUCGCCGGUGCCGCGGGUGGCAGUACCAUCUUCUCAGAAGUCAUUCCGAGAGCGUUUGAUGAUGUGGAUGGCAUUGAGGCGGCGUUUAAGAAAUAUGCCAAGGAGAAAUUUGGAGGGUCUUCAGACAAGGUGCUAUCUCUCAUCAAGAAUGCUAAGAGCCAGGGCUAUGAACCCCGAAUCCUCGAGGCCGCGAUGAGUCAUUUCCAGAACUUCAUUAAGGCGUAG